Messenger RNA from Acanthosepion pharaonis, 579 nucleotides. Lineage: Eukaryota; Metazoa; Mollusca; Cephalopoda; Sepiida; Sepiidae. The record is from the annotation of a GenBank genome assembly.
AUGACAGUAUUUUUGUUUUUUUUCUUUUUGAUUUUUUCUUUUUUAUAUUACCAUUUGCUUUGUUUUUUUUAUUUUUGUUUCGUUUUUCUUCAUUCCUUACAUGACAGUAUUGUCCUUCUUUUUUUUUCUUUUACUUUUCUUUUUAUAUAUUACCAUUGUUUCAUUUUCUUUUAUUUUUUUUUUGUUUUCUUCAUUCUUUACAUGACAGUUUUCUUUUUUUUUCUUUACUUUUUUUUUUUUAUUACCAUUUCUUUUUUUCUUUUUUUUUUGUUUCAUUUUUUUUUCAUUCCUUACAUGACAGUAUUGUCCUUCUUUUUUUCUUUUACUUUUUCUUUUUAUAUUACCAUUUCUUUUUUAUUUUUUUUUUUUUUUCUUUUUUUUUUUUUCUUUUUCCUUCUUUUUCUUUUUUUUUUUUUUUAUUCUUUUUUUUUUCUUUUAUUUUGUUUUCUUUUUCCUUUCAUUUUUUUUGUCCUUUUUUUUUUUUUUUUACUUUUCUUUUUAUUACCAUUGCUUUGUUUUUUUUUUUAUUUUUUCGUUUUUCUUCAUUUUUUUAAGUAUUUUCCUUCUUUUUUUCUUUGA